Messenger RNA from Anas platyrhynchos (mallard), 1670 nucleotides. RefSeq names its product hydroxysteroid 11-beta dehydrogenase 1 like (gene HSD11B1L). Gene Ontology annotation, molecular function: oxidoreductase activity. The record is from RefSeq and is a predicted model, not a curated record. Lineage: Eukaryota; Metazoa; Chordata; Aves; Anseriformes; Anatidae. Gene Ontology annotation, cellular component: intracellular membrane-bounded organelle.
GCAGGCGGGCGGCCAUGGCUGCGCCAAGGGCAGGGCGCCGGGCCCGGGGCCGCCGGGAGCCGGGCACGUGGCCGGGCCGCCCCUCCCCCGGGGGGCGGGCGGGGAGGCGCGAGGGGGGUCACGUGGUGCCUGCGCCUGGGUCCCCGCGCCGUUGGCUGACAGCAUCAGAGGAAGGAGAUUACAGUAUUUUGGCUGCAGUGCUCAGCUUUGAGGCUUCGUUCUUUACAACUUUGAGGGAUAUGAGGCCACUUGGAAAAGUGCUUUGUGCUACAGGGAUUAUAGCUGUACUUCUAGCUUUCUUCUGGAAAGACACUUUUAACCCAGAGAGCCUUUCUGGUGCCCGUGUUCUCCUGACUGGAGCCAGUGCUGGGAUUGGAGAGCAGAUGGCAUACCAUUAUGCCAGAUUUGGUGCUGAAAUUCUUCUGACUGCUAGGAGGGAAGCUGUGCUGCAGAAGGUGAUGGAGAAAUGCCUGACACUUGGAGCAAAGAAAGUCUUUUAUGUUCCGGCCGAUAUGUCUUCCCCUUCAGAGCCUGAAAAGGUGGUUCAGUUUGCUGUCCAAAAACUGGGGGGACUGGAUUACCUAGUGUUAAACCACAUUGGCAAUUCCCCUUUCCAGAUGUGGAAUGGAGAUGUGGAAUACACCCACUGGCUCAUGCAGGUGAAUUUCUUUAGUUAUGUGGCCCUUGCAACAGCAGCUCUUCCCACCCUGGAGAAGAAUAAAGGCUCUCUGGUGGUCGUCUCUUCCCUCACAGGGAAAAUACCCACUCCCUUCACCACUUCUUACUCUGCCACCAAGUUUGCUUUGGAUGGAUUCUUCAGCUCACUGCGCCAUGAACUCAUCAUGCAGAAGAGAAACGUAUCUGUCACACUGUGCAUCCUGGGCCUGAUUGAUACUGAUACGGCAUUAGAGAAAACCAGGGGUAAAGUGUACCUAACUGCUUCUCCUGCUGCUGAAGCAGCACUCGCCAUCAUCCAAGCGGGUGCCACCAAGGUGCAGGAGGUUUUCUACCCGUGGUGGCUGCAGUACACAUGCAGCCUCUGGGUUUUGUUCCCCUGCCACCGGAAUCAGGUUUUACAGAGUUACUAUAACUACAGCAGCCCUUGAAGGCUGCACAGUCUCAGUCUCCUCUCCUGUACUACACCCCUUCUAAUUAUAGUCACCCCUGUCCCACUAAGCAUUCCAGUCAACCAUCACUAUCAGUUGGGAGCAAGACAGCAGUGGUGGAAAAGUAAGCUUAGCUCAUUUCAUAAGACUCUGCUUGAACUCCCUUUCAUCCUUUGAGGUGCAAAAACCUGUGGCUUUUUGAGUCAGCCCCAUUGUCCGGUCCCUGCUUCUGUGCAUGCAAAACUCCAGCAUGGUUGACACAGGUGAAUCUGGAGCUGGGAGUGUUUUCUGAGUGAUUUGGGCAAAGUGUGCGUUUGUUUUUUCAUCCCCACUGUACCUAUUCCCUCACUGGAAGGACUCAAUCCUUUAGCCUGUUCUUCCUUCCCUCACCCCUCUGUCUUUUCCAUCUGCUUUUUGUCUCCAAGAUGCUCUUAUUUAGCCCCUUUACUCACGAUUGUCCCAUCGAGGAGGAACAGCAGUGUCUGGAAGCCAUGCAAGGCUGGUUACUAACCUGUGUUUUCAAAGGUGUUAAAACUAGAAUAAAACUUAGGUUUAUGGCUUUUU